Trichobilharzia szidati is the source of this 1386-nucleotide messenger RNA. Lineage: Eukaryota; Metazoa; Platyhelminthes; Trematoda; Strigeidida; Schistosomatidae. The record is from the annotation of a GenBank genome assembly.
AUGCAGUCUAACACUAAAUUCCCUAUAUUAAGCCUAAAAAGAUUACGUCAGCGUAACCUACGAUUGACCUGCCAUUACACCACAUUUUACAGAAGGUAUAAACGUAACUAUGCGCAGUUACUUGCGUCGAUGUCAACAGAGGCUGUCACACCUGCUGUCCUUCCUGUUGAAGUCGAGUCGUCUUCAGUGAACACUGAUACCAUGACCGUUGAAACCGAGGUAGUGUCAUCGCCACCUUGCAGCAGCCUAACACCUUAUAACAGACAAAAGAAGACUUACGUUGUCUUAACAAAACCUGGUGUCAAUGAAUACUUCCUAGCCGCGAAAAGGUGGAUGCUGACGGAUAAUGUGUGCCUUUAUCCGAGCAGUGUAACAGAAUGUGAAGUCGAAGCAUGUGUAAACCCUGCAGUGAAUUGGCUCAUUGUUCCCUGUCAGAUAGUAGUCGAGAAAGACUCUUUUCGAGAAGCCAAGAGUGCUUUGUCGUCUGUACAAAGGGUGCAUAAUAUCCUGUCCAAUUCAGUUAAUCUCGAGGAGACAUUGCCCCUAACCGAUUCCAAACGUCAAAGAGUGGGGACAAGGAACUUCGCCUCGUACCUUUAUGACUCGGCUGAAUUGGAAGCUGUGGAGGCACAAAAAGUGUGUAGGCCAUCUAAAUACCCUAACACCAAUUUCAUGGCACCAACAGCCAGCACUUCCAGUCAACAAAUGCCUGUGGCUACGUCGUCACCAAUCACACAGCCAAAUAGGCAGACCACUAAGGAAAUCACUGAUUCCUAUAACAAAUCGGUGACUGAGUCACACUCCCUUAGCGAAAAAUUGAAGUCCCUUGAAGGAAAAAUUGAUUUCUUGAAUGGAAAAAUGGCUUCCUUUCAAGAAGAAAUGCAGUCCCUUAGUAAACUGGUGAGGCAGUUUGUUUCAGUAAAUAAGUCGGGCGACGUCACCACCUUGGGAACCGGGAAGUCGUCAAUUGACAACAGUCAACUGCAAUUCCCCUUGACCACUGAAGAAGAGUUUAACCAACUUGAAGCUUCAGUGAAAAACCCAAAAUUCAGAGAUUCUUUCGUAAGUUCACAGUUAACCUUCAAUUACGUUCAGAUGACAAAACUGGCUGAGAAUUUAUCGUACAAUCCGCAAUCUUCCUUGAAACGAAUGCUGAAUUACAUAUGGGAGCCUAAGCUGUCAAGUCGCUUCACUGCGUACGGAACAUCGAAGAAGCUAGCUCUCUUAAAAUGUCACUUCUAUAAAGUUAUAACGUCCGUCAUUGUCAGCAAGUUCGCUUCUGCUACGAUGCCCGAGGACGAAGUUAUGAAAGCUUUGACAGAUACUACUAAGGCCUACUUCCUCGACGUACGUGAUCGUGUCGACAAAAGGUGUAGCCGGCCAAGA